Molecule: messenger RNA, 621 nt
Organism: Octopus bimaculoides (California two-spot octopus)
Lineage: Eukaryota; Metazoa; Mollusca; Cephalopoda; Octopoda; Octopodidae
Molecular function (GO): nucleic acid binding
Source: RefSeq, a predicted model, not a curated record
AUGAUCAAAAUAUUUCAUCGACAGCUUAAAGCUGCGUUGUCUGCUUCUGCUGAUUCAUCUCGAUGGAUUGAAUUUCUUCCUAUUGUCCUCUCGGGACUCCGCUCUUCUAUCAAAGAAGAUAUUGGAUAUUCUCCUGCAGAAUUACUUUAUCGUUUUUCCUUGACGCUGCCUGGUCAGAUGAUUGUUCUUGCAAACACGCAAGAGAUCGACACUACAAAUUUCGUUGAAUGUUUGCGUGAUUAUAUGUCAAAGUUACCACAUAUGAACAUCAGAAAACAAGACAUUAAAACAUAUUUGCCUAAGGACUAUUCUUCCUGGACUCAUGCUUUUGUUCGCAACGAUGCCGUUAAACAUCCGUUAGCAGCACCGUAUUCAGGAGCCUUUCGUGUGCUUUCUUGUACAGAUGAAGUUUUCACCUUAGACCUUAACGGUCGUAAAGACACUAUUUCUGUUGAUAGACUAAAAGGGGCUCACAUUGAAAACACUAUUUUCAACCCCACUACAGACAACACACAUACAGCAUUACAAAUGGGCCCUUUACACACUUCACAAACUCUGACUACUAAAAGCGGUAGACGCGUGCAUUGGCCCAAGAAUUUAACAAACAUUUAUUACAUUUGA